CAAAAAUGCGUUCAUUUUCAACACAAUUGUGAGCACCUUCAUGCCCAGCCAGUAACGGUCAGUGAUCCUUCGAUGUUCGCCGCCGCAGCACAUGCGAUCGUGCGCAUGGCGAAGCUGUCUCCACAACGAUCUGCAUCGUCUGACAGAGGCGAGGAGGGUGAUCUGCGGACAGCUGAUCGCGUAAGCAUUUGGCCACAGGAUGAAAUGACGUGAGUGCCGAUUUGAGGAGAAGAAGGCAAAUACAACAGAAGAUGAUAACUCAUUUCGUAGGAAUAACGUUUUUCGUACGAAAGUUGCACAAAUCUGUGGCUACCCUCGAGAAGUGGAAGUGUAGGAACUAACGAAGUACCAACUCCUGAUAAUGACUGAAGCCUGUUGGAAGAAUACCAUUUACGAAAUGAAGAGUGAAGGGUAUAACAGGCAGCUUCCUACAGUUGGCAUGUAAUAGAUUUCGGAAAGCGAAAUGGUGAAUUUUUCGGUGUGAACUGAUUUUGUUUUAGUUUUUGCACUAUUUAACUGUAACUUACGCUCAUGGAAAGAAUUAAAGUCUUUUUGCGUGCCAGUGUCGUCAUAAACACAGCAUUACAUUGACAAGUAGCGUUGCCUUCUUUCGUGCACAGAAAACUUUAGUAUCGCUUGGACACAGUCGGAACAAUAUCACAAUGUCGUACCUGCGAGGCUCAGCAAAUUAUGUAUGGAGUACAACCUGCAUUCUCGGCCGAGGCGCGACGGCAACGGUCUACCAGGGCGUAAAUAAAAAAACCGGUGAUCCUGUGGCCGUCAAAACAUUUAACAAGCUUUCGCUUGAUCGUCCUGCCAAUGUACAAAUGAGAGAAUUCGAUGUUUUGCGAAAGGUGAACCAUGAAAAUAUUGUCAAGCUUAUUUCUAUUGAAGAUGAUUUGGAAAACUCAAGCAAGGUAUUGGUUAUGGAGUUAUGCACGGGAGGAUCGCUGUUCUCAAUUCUAGACGAUCCUAUGAACUCUUACGGGUUAGAAGAGGAUGAAUUCUUAUUAGUACUUAAAGAUCUCACAGCUGGCAUGAAGCAUCUACGUGAUAACAGUAUUAUUCACCGAGAUUUAAAGCCUGGAAACAUAAUGAAAUAUGUUGCUGAAGAUGGCCGCUCGAUUUAUAAGUUGACUGACUUUGGAGCGGCUCGCGAGCUAGAAGAGGAUCAGCAAUUUAUGUCUCUAUACGGAACUGAAGAGUACCUUCAUCCGCAUAUGUAUGAGAGGGCCGUCUUGCGCAAACCGGGUGACAAGCUGUUCAGCUCAAAUGUGGAUCUCUGGAGCAUUGGGGUAACUCUCUAUCAUGUGGCGACCGGAAGCCUGCCCUUUCGACCAUAUGGCGGGCGAAGAAAUCGCGACUGCAUGCACUUCAUCACGACGAAAAAGGAAUCCGGGGUGAUUUCGGGUGUGCAGAAGGACCAUAGCACUUCGUCGAUAGAGUGGGGCAGAGACCUACCGAAAACUUGUCUUCUUAGUGCUGGGCUCAAGGAACUAUUCGUGCCCAUUUUGGCUGGAGUGAUGGAGUGCGAUAGCAGUAGGAUGUGGUCGUUCGAUCGGUUCUUCGAAGAGGUUACUGCCAUUCUGUGUUGUCGGCGACUUCACGUAUUUCAUGUUAGCGAGUGCCGCGAGCUAGUGCUCUACAUUGCAAAAGAUGGCGUCGAAGAUACUCGGCCUCGCAUGUCUGACAUUGCGGAGCAACUAAACAAACAAACCAAUGUUUCAUCCAAGAAUCAGCUGGUUACAUUCGACAAGCAGUUGCUAGAGAACUAUCUACAGCAGAAUGGCCAUCUUCCUGCCACCUGCGUACAACGAGCGGCCUAUUUGUUCAAUGUCGAAGCUAAAGAAGUGCGUCUAAGCAGUGUGCAGAGUAUGCAGAGUGCAAAGUUUCCGGAGUUUCCAUCGAGCGGCGUGAACCUCGAUGAAGAUGCAUCUAUUGCAAAGACUUGGUGCAGUAUUACGCACGUUACAAAGCGGCUCAUUGAAAGGCUUCUACGCUGUUACCAACAUCUUGAAAAGGCGCCUAUGGAGUUGGCCGCCCUCAUUGAGGAAAGGACAGCAGGACUUAAAGCUGAGUUUCGCUUUACAAAGGAAGCCGCCUACGCUAUGGAUCGGCAGCUUACACGAACUGCGAAAUCGCAAGCUCAGAUAUGCGAACUAACGGCACUAGUUCCGACGGAAAGUCCAGAGUUGGACCAGUUAAAGAGGAUGGUGGCAUCUAAACAGCCGGCUGCUCAGAGACCGAUGCUGGAUAGCCUUGCCCGAACAGAACGUGAGAUUGAUUCUCUAGAGGCGAAGGUGUUGUCGCCAAAGUCGUUGUCAAAACAGUGGACGCAACGCCGAUCAGAAGUUCCUCCGGUCGAUGGAUGUCUUGAAACCGCCUCGAGUUACGUGGCAAAGAUUAGGGACAACUGGCAGGCGUUAGCACGGGACAAGGCUACGAAGAAGCUGACUUAUCACGAUGAGCAGUUCCAUAUGCUGGAGAAACAUAAAAUGCAGCAGACAAGCCUUAAGCUUAUGGCUUUAAUGCAGGAUCGCUGCCUGAAACCAUGCUAUAAACUUUCGCAACGUCUACAAACAUGGUACCGAGAGUCAAUUUCUGCUCAUCGCACAUGUCUUCAACUUAAACUGGCUUUGGGUUCUUUAACUGAAAUGGCGGCCUGGUAUAGUCAAGCCCUCAAAACUGAUGAAGAGUUUGACUCAAUCGUAGGCCAAUUUAUCACUACCAUUAAAACAUUCUCUAAACCACCGCCGCAAGCAUCCCCACAACUCAUGCUUCACCAGCCGCCCCUGUCACCCCAGCCUUUGACGGAUAUUUUAGCCCAGAGAAACGGUCAACUGGAUAAGGUUCUUCUGCUCAAAUUAGAAGAGUUACGAAAGGAGCAGAAUGAAAUUUUGCAGAUCGUUGAAGAAAUUCAGGAAAUCAUUUACAACGUUCUUCGGCUUUCCCAAUGAACCUCGUAGGAUGCGAUGGCAAGCACGCACAUACACGAUAUUCAGAGGUUCGUUCUUCCAUGCUUGUGUGUUUACCAGUUUCAUCAUCCGU
Varroa destructor (honeybee mite) is the source of this 3048-nucleotide messenger RNA. Its product is annotated as serine/threonine-protein kinase TBK1-like. Gene Ontology annotation, cellular component: cytoplasm. Gene Ontology annotation, biological process: peptidyl-serine phosphorylation. Gene Ontology annotation, molecular function: ATP binding; protein serine/threonine kinase activity. Lineage: Eukaryota; Metazoa; Arthropoda; Arachnida; Mesostigmata; Varroidae. The record is from RefSeq and is a predicted model, not a curated record.